AUGUCACGUGAAGUACCCAAGUUAUCGUUCUUUCUUUCUGUCUUUAAUAUUUUGCAGUUAAUCUUUCUUCUUUUCUUUCAUUCUUUCUUUUUGAAUAUUUUUCUAAAUUUCAUUUCUUUAUUUCUUUCUUUUCUUUUUUUCAAUGUUUCUUUCUUUCCUUCUUCACGUGAAGGUUAUUUAAAGAAUUUUCUUUCUCUAUUUUUCAUUCUUUCUUUCCUUUUUCACUUGAAGGUUGUUUUUAAUUUUAUUCCCUUCGUUUUCAAGCUGUUUUUGAUUCUUUCUUUUCUUUACUUAUUUCUUAAUAUUUAUCCUUCCUUUCUCAUUUAUUCUUUCUUCCUUUCUAUUUUCAGUUGUGCGUUAUAUUUUUAUUUUCUUUCUUUCUUGUUCAUUCUAUUUUUCCUUUUUCACGUGGAGUUUAUUUUUUUAAUUUGCUUUCUUUCUUUUUUAUUCUUUUGUCCUCUCUUUCCUGUUGCCAUGAACGCUGAUUUUUCUUUCAUACAAUCUGAUUCAUUCUUUCUUUUUUUAGUUGAAAAUUAUAUUUUAAUUUUUUCUUUGCUUUUCAUUAUGUCUUUCCUUUUUCACUGGAAUGUUAUUUUUCAUUACUUUUCUUUUCUUUUUCAUUCAUUCUUUUAUUCUUUUUUAGUUAAACAUGAACGCUAUUUUUUAAUUUUCUUUUAUUUUUCAUUCUUUAUUUUUUUUCACUCGAAGAUUAUUUUUUUUAAUUUCUUUCUUCCUUUGUCAUUUUUGGCUGAACUUUAUUUUUUUAAAAUUUUUUCUUUGUUAUUUAUUCUGUCUUUUUUCUUUCCUUUUUCAGGUGAAGGUCAUUUUUUAAUUUUCUUUGCUUUUUCGUUCUUUGUUGCUUUUUCUUUUCAGUUGAACGUUGUUUUUAAUUUUCUUUCAUUUUCCUUCUAUAUUUCUUCAUUUCUUUUAUCAUUUGAAUCCUGGUUUUUAAAUUUUCUUCCUUUCUCAUUUAUUCUUUCUUUCUUUUCAGAUGAAGGUUAUCUUUUAAUUUUCUUUCUUUUAAAGUCAUUCAUUCUUUCAUUCUUUUUUUCUGUUAGUUAA
Acanthosepion pharaonis is the source of this 1062-nucleotide messenger RNA. The record is from the annotation of a GenBank genome assembly. Lineage: Eukaryota; Metazoa; Mollusca; Cephalopoda; Sepiida; Sepiidae.